This is a messenger RNA of Colletotrichum karsti, 1884 nucleotides long. Its product is annotated as regulatory factor sgt1. The coding region runs from base 1 to 1884 and encodes 627 amino acids. NCBI's taxonomy places the organism in Eukaryota, Fungi, Ascomycota, Sordariomycetes, Glomerellales, Glomerellaceae. Gene Ontology annotation, cellular component: nucleus. The transcript has 2 exons. The record is from RefSeq and is a predicted model, not a curated record.
AUGGCUGGACGUGUGCAAGACGAACAACCCGGCCUCGCCACCAUGGAAAACGGUCUUCCGGAAAACUGUGUCGAAUACUUCAUCUUUUUGAUCGAAUCGGAGACUCGAAACGAUACGCGAAAGCAACUCUCACGGCUCGAGCAUAUCCGCAAGGCAGCGCUUCAGCUUACGACGCGACUUACGAGUGACUACAUCUGGCAGAGGGGUUCUCUCAACCUCGAUAUCGUUACCAAUCAGGGACUUGUCUAUCUACACGGAGUGUCAGACUAUGGGGACGCCAUCGAAGAUGAGUGGCUCCUAGUCUACAUACUCAGGGAGCUCUCCAAAUCCAACCCGGCAGCAUGGAUCCGCGUCUCAGACAGCGACGGCGAGUUUCUCUUGGUGGAAGCAGCCAAUGUGUUACCAAAGUGGCUGAGCCCAGAGAACGACCAGCAUCGAGUCUGGAUCAACAACGGCCACCUCCGCAUAAUCCCCUUGACCGAAAGUUCUCCGGCUUCCAAGUCCCAACAGCUCACGCUAGCAGGAGCUGUGGAUGCCAUUAGAGAAGAUGCAGCCUCCCUCAUUCAUUCCGAAUUCAUCGAAGCGGAGGCAUUUUACCGACUGGAGAAGUACCCCGAGCAAAUUCAGAAAUCCAUCCAUCACUCGUUGGUGACGAUACCGCGGAGGCUGGCAUAUAUCAUCCAUCAAGCCCCGAGAGCAAUCGCCCCAGCCGUGGAGUCCUUCUAUCUGCGCGAUGCGUUGGACUUGAAAGCACUCUUGUCCAAGCCCGACGCCAUCCUUUUUCCUCCGAAAGAUCUCGUCACGUUGAGUGUAAAGUUCACCAGGGUCCUGUUUGCGCAACUUCGAUCACAGCGAUUCGAGCCCCCCACGCCUUGGGUGGAUAUCAUUCAGAGGGCCCGAGGCAAGGAGCAAGCUCGGCUAGAGAUGGGCAUGAAGGUCACAUGCGGGUUCGAAAUCAUGUUGAAGAACAUUCACAAGACCAACAGCCGCGAAGCUCGGGAAGCCAGCAUCUUUGUUGAAGAUUUGCAAGAGGAUGGCGACUCAGUGUUACCAACGGACAAAGACAUCAACACAUGGACAGACGCUGACAGAGACGACGAUGAAGCAUGGAUGGAUAUCAACUAUGAGGACUUUGAGGAGGAACUUCAAGGUCGUCGUGGCGGUAAAGGCAAGCAACCCGGAUCCGGUUUUGGGGAUUCCACGGCGCAGGCAGACUUGCGCAAGAUUGUGUCCCGCUUCGAGGCCUUCCUAAAUGAUGACAGUGCAGGACUUGAAGGGGUUGAAAUCGACGAAAUGGACAUCGAUAACGAGGAUGAUGGUGACGAUGAUGGAAGCGGGGAGGACGACGAGGACGAGGACAAAGCUGUCAGCUUCGACGAGGCAGAGUUUUCUCGAAUGAUGAGAGAAAUGAUGGGACUGGCCCCAACUGGGAUACAGGCGACAACAAGGUCGGACAAAAAGCCGGGGAUGGCGGUCCCGAAUGCAACAGGCCUGGUGCAGGUCGGAGAGUCUGGUGAAGACUCUGACGGCGAAGAGCUGCAGAAGCUUGCAGCGCAGCUCGAAGCUGAACUCAAAGAAUACGGCGCCCUGAAACUCGACGCGGGAGGCAACAAAAUGCCCGCGGUUGAGGGCAACGGCAGUUCGAAGGACGUAGGAAACGCUAACAGCAGCCAUCCCAACGGUUCUGGCGCUGACCACAUUGACGAUGAAGAGGGGGUCGAUGAAGAGAUUGAUAUUGAUUAUAACCUGGCAAAGAACCUCUUGGAGAGCUUCAAGGGCCAGGCAGGUCUACCUGGACCGGCCGGCAAUAUAUUGAGCAUGAUGGGGCUCCAGCUUCCUCGUGAUGAAGAUGACGGCGACGUCAAGGCAGGAAAGGAGAAUUGA